AUGGUAGACCUGGCUAAAUUCAACAUUGGUCGCCCAAAUAGCCACCAAUUCCGGAGAAUUGGAUAUGAUUUCCAAACUACAUUAUUAAAUACACACUCUGAAACUUCAAAUCACGGGUUCAAUAUCGCAAAAGCGAGGAUGGAUGGAUCACACAUCGUCGCUAACCUGGUCAAGCGUAUCCAGGGAAGCACGGCUGUUGGAUAUGAUUCCCUUAGCGACAAGUUGGAACCAGCAAUCUCUGAGGAAGAUGUUGCCAUGUAUGAGGAACAUGUUGAAUCAGGGCGCUUCGAAAAGGUGAAACAAUGUGCUUUUGACUCCUUAGUACUGAUUCGAUCAGCGGCUGCCCCUGUCGAAGUCUCCUGGAAUAUCGGCAUACCUGAUACUGAUAUGCGGGCAUUAAUGCAGCUAUAUCCCAUUGUUACGUGUUCUCUCUAUUGUAUCACCAAGCAACUAGACGAAGUGCUGAGCGAUGCUGGGCAAUGCAAGGAGACAAUUGACGACACUUCGACUCUCACGUUCGAAGGUUUAUUCUUAAUCGCAAGAACAGGGAUAGAAAUGAUACAUCCAGUUGUAUUGACAGUUGAAAAUAACAUCUUAGGCAUAAUGCUGGAUCUCCUGGAUAGGGCAGCUACGGUUACGCCGUUGCUAAACGCAUGUAUGUCAUGCCUCACGAUAUAUCUCUGCCGUCUGCUAUCAGCAGAUAUACCGGAAAGCGUGGGAGAGGGUAUCAUGGGCGUCUUAUCCCACCUAAAACGCCUGUUUGAGAGCGUUCUCACAUUGGCGAUAUCUGGUGAUGGUGAAAGGUUGCAUAACAACGCCAUUUCGUUGCUUAAAAUGACUAUACGCGCAGCGACUCAGCGUAUAAUGGCAUUCGGAAACACGGGUGAGUCUACCACUGACAAUCCACAGCUGACCUUUCUUACCAAGGUAGUCGACUGUUGGUACGGCGUGUUCGUGUCCAGGAUGAUGAAAUUGCGUGCUGAUAUGGUUUUGUCAAACACUAAACCUGUGAAAUUGGGCAAACUAAUGAAAAUACUGGUGACUUUCCCACCUUUGCCACCAGCACACCGACUAAGGCUGGUGCUGCAGGUUGCUCUGACGCUACAACAGGACUCGGCUUGUAUCCUGCAGAGCGAAAUUCUCACUACACUAACAGCAUUGUUGGAUGUAGAUUACAGCCAAGCUGGAGAUGUAGUGCGCAACAACGUACGCCCUCUAGCAGAGGCCAUAAUAGAACUAUUAUUUGACAGGCGGUUCUGCGGAAGUUCACACGGUGCCACGGCUUCUACUGACUGCGAUAAACAGGUACAACUUGUGUACUGUAUGGCUCAGUGCAUAAGAACGUCACGAAGCGUACCAAAAGAGCAGAAAGCGAAAUUUGUCGACGAAUUCUUACAGAAGCAAAUUUUCACGCUGCUGAACGCUAGCAAGGCGGAACAUUCGGGUGGCGAAGGUAGAUUAGACCGCUUGAUGAAGGAAACGGAGCAUUUUCCAGGGCUCCAAAGCCAUUUCCCAUCACUAGAGGAUUUCUUAGCUUCUCGUGACGACUGCCAGCUUCUAACACGUCUCACAAGGUUGUUUGACUAUCUGCUCACUUAUUGUAAUAGAGUUUUGGAUGAGGCUAUUUCUCUCGUUAUAUGUUGGCUAUUCAGCGAAUUUAAUUUCACACUAUGCAUCAAAAUGCUGGCGCCGCUCUGCCUUGACUUCCUACGUACAAAACGCAGUAAGAUGCUGGAUGGCAUACAUAACACUAACCUUAUGCCCAAAGGUGUAGCAUCAAUAAUAGAUUUGGCUACUGCUCGUUGGGUACUAGGUGGUAGGGUUUUUUUGACUGCGCUAGAGGCCUACAGGGAGACCCGAACUAAGGAUAACAUGGACGUCGACUCCCCAGAGACAACUUCACAAGCGGUGACUAUUUUCACCACUGUCAUGGAAUCAACUGUCGAUAUCGCAAAAGAAACGGAGGGAGUUUUGCCCAAGGACUUAGAGGAUUGCUUCGGGCUUUAUGUGAAGACGUUCGGUAUCGAGACGUACCUCCGGUUGAUGCCACUUACACCGCUUUACAGCAUCCCAAUCACGUCGGAAACAUUUCGAAGCGAAUCUUACGUCUACAUGUUACCGAUACUACAGCGACAGUUGAAAGGUGUUUCACUUGCAGUAUACGUGAAAUAUAUGUUGCCGGUGUUACGGCACCUGGAAGCGCUGGCACAAAAGACCAAGGACUGUGCGGCCAACGUGACAAGUGAGGUUACCUUGGCAUAUGUAUUGCGUUCAUAUGAGGCAGUGGUAGGUGCAAUGUACAGUAUCCUUAUUUCGAUGGCUUCAAGUGCUGAUGACUGCAAGGCUGCAUUAGAGCUGAAUGAUUUUGAGCUGCUUAAACACAUUUUGAGUAUGUUGGAUAGCGGUGCAAGUAACGCUGUGGUGUCAUGUCGAAUUAUCGCUGCUUGCAAAGACUUGGAUGGGUUGGCAUCGAAGUUGAUUGGUGUGUUGGUAAAACGCUUUGUGGCAUUGGAAACGCCUUCCCACAGCAUCUCCGGUGGUACUAAGGCGUUGGAGGACUCUAUAUUAAGUGCGAUUGCUAAUUGCGGCCGAUUUUGCGAUUCCAAGAUGCUGUCUGAUAAUCUAGAAUCAUUCGAGGCGGCCUUAAGGCGCAGCAAAUACAACGUUGACCCUUUGAUAAAGAUAUCACGUGCUUUACUGCCAGGAGUUGCAGACGAAUUGAAAUACCAGUUACAUCGCCACUGGUUGACCCUCUCGAGCAGUGAACCGUCAAAGAAUUUGUAUCUUGCACUGAAACGAAGUUGUGAGACACUUGCGGUUGAGCUUAAGCGACUCUUUCCACGAAGGGACGACACCAAGGCGACUGUAGACACAGAUGCCAUCUGGAGAUCUGCAUCACGGUAUGUGAAGGAAUCGUGUUCGGUGAUUGGCUUGCGCAUGCUACGGGAGGCGCUCCACAUUGCGCCAAAUGCGAAACCACAAGUGGAAACUGAAGAGCACAGCAAACACAGAUUGUGCUGUAUCGCUGCUUUCGCUCGACUGUUGGAAACCAUGAAAGAGCAUGGUGUUUACACUCGUGACGUCAAAGGAUUUGUGGACGCUCUUGUGAAACCGCUUAUACUCGAAGCCAUGGUUAAUGUAACAGCGGCGAACAAUAGCACACGUAGCAGCGCCUUGGCCGUUUACGAUUCCAUCUGCAACCUGAAACUCGAGGAGCUUGGUGACGUACUCAAGCUUAGUGUAUCGUCACUGACAUGUGGAACCUCCAAUUCUAUGCAGAUCGUGUUAGUCAGGUGUCUCUCAAGACUCAUAGCUCGGCAUAGCGAGCACGCUGUAAAAUACAAUUUGACGCAGGUGUUCUCUUUUAUAUUCCGACUAUUGUCUGAGGAUAACCAGAAGUUGUACGUUCAGUUAUUGAAGUUGGCUCGCGUUUGCGUCGUCAAGCUAAAUCGGGAACAAGUACUGUGGCUGGCUCCAAUGCUGAUGCCAAUGUUCGAAAAUAAAACUUGUUGCCACAGGGCUAAGGUCUAUGUUCGUCGUGUGAUUCAGAAACUCAUGGUGAAGCUUAGCCGGGACCAGAUUAUUAAGAUUUUCCCUCAGGAGCACCUCCCGCUGUUGCGUAACCUAUUGACGGCACAGCGUCACAAACGCAAUCAGAAGUUACGCAAGGUGCUCAAACCAUCCGAUGAUGAUGGAGAUGAUGACGAACAGUUUAUCGACAACAUGUUCAAGACCGACGAUGAAGGUCGUUUAAUAAUUAGUCUCGACGAAACUGACGAGACCAUAUCUGAUGAGCCCGUUGUGAAGGAAAUCAGAUUGUUCAAGCAUCAGACCAAGGCACACCAUUCUUCUAAGAAGAAGGGGGGCGUCCAGCCCUACGCCUAUAUUAAGUUGAACCGUUCGAAAACAUCUGAGAAGCACAAAAAGGAAAACGUAAAGGCACUCAAGUCACUGUCUAAAACGAAGGCAAAAUCUAAGCACUAG
Babesia sp. Xinjiang is the source of this 3984-nucleotide messenger RNA. RefSeq lists its product as uncharacterized. The record is from RefSeq and is a predicted model, not a curated record. Gene Ontology annotation, biological process: response to oxidative stress. Gene Ontology annotation, molecular function: peroxidase activity; heme binding. NCBI's taxonomy places the organism in Eukaryota, Apicomplexa, Aconoidasida, Piroplasmida, Babesiidae. The coding region runs from base 1 to 3984 and encodes 1327 amino acids. The transcript has a single exon.